AUGUCACUUGUUAAUGACCUGUCAUUGCUGCUGUUUCGUUCGAUCGCACGGCCACACAUCAUCCUGCCUGCCAGGAAACGUUCGCCUGCAAGCAUCCCCUCGCUAGUCUCACAGUGUCCUUUGAUAUUCCCUAGCAGCAGCCUCGUCCAAACUCAGCAAGUCCCUGGAAGCUUCCCAGCUUUCAAACCCCCUCGGCAGCAUUUCUCAGCCUGGAUCAUGCGUCCGCAUCUCACUUCGCUCAAUUUGGCGCCUGCAAACGAACGCCGAGCAGAUGACGCGGAAGCGCCCUUGUCCAGCGCACCAAACGAGGCUCCCUUGCUCGGCGAUACACCCAACAGCUGA
Messenger RNA from Puccinia triticina, 342 nucleotides. RefSeq lists its product as uncharacterized. The transcript has 3 exons. The record is from RefSeq and is a predicted model, not a curated record. Lineage: Eukaryota; Fungi; Basidiomycota; Pucciniomycetes; Pucciniales; Pucciniaceae. Bases 1 to 342 code for a protein of 113 amino acids.